Messenger RNA from Amphibalanus amphitrite, 2442 nucleotides. Its product is annotated as heparan-alpha-glucosaminide N-acetyltransferase-like. Lineage: Eukaryota; Metazoa; Arthropoda; Thecostraca; Balanomorpha; Balanidae. The transcript has 10 exons. The record is from RefSeq and is a predicted model, not a curated record. The coding region runs from base 18 to 1160 and encodes 380 amino acids.
GCAUAUGUAUCGUGGUGAUGAUCUUUGUCAACUACGGCGGCGGCCGGUACUGGUUCUUCCGACACGCUCCCUGGAACGGCCUCACGGUGGCCGACCUGGUGUUCCCCUGGUUCAUGUGGAUCAUGGGCGCCAGCAUGGUGUUUUCUCUGCGCAGCCAGAUCCGCCGCUCCGUACCAAAGUGUCAGAUCUGGGUGCGUCUGGUGCGCCGCGCCGCGCUGCUCUUCCUGCUCGGGCUGGUGGUCAACUCGGGCUCGGCGCAGAGCGGCUGGUCGGCCGGCGGCCUGCGCGUGCCGGGAGUGCUACAGCGGUUCGCAGUCUGCUCACUGGUGAUCGGCACUCUGCAGCUACCGGCGCUGAGCGCGGCCGAGCCGCUGACCCAGGGCUGGCGGCUGGCCUGGCUGCGCGACGUGACCUGCUGCUGGGCUCAGUGGCUGGCCGUGGCGCUGCUGGCGGCCGCGCACACGGCCAUCACGCUGCUGCUGCCGGUGCCCGGCUGUCCGCGGGGGUACCUGGGCCCGGGCGGUCUGGCAGAUGGCGGUCGGUUCGCCAACUGCACGGGCGGCGCGGCCGGCUACAUCGACCGCCGGCUCUUUGGCUCGCACAUGUACCACAGACCGACGGCGCACCGCGUCUACGACACUCAGCUGGCCUACGACCCCGAGGGUCUGCUCGGCACGCUCACCUCCUGCGUUGCCGUGUUCCUGGGCUCGGUAGCCGGCCGCCUGAUGGCCACGUGCAGCGGCGCCCCCGAGCGGCUGGCGCGACUCGCCGGCUGGGCGCUGCUGCUGUGCGGCGCCGGCGGCGCUCUCUGCCGCUUCUCGCAGGAGGGCGGCCCCAUCCCGGUCAACAAGAACCUGUGGUCGCUGUCGUUUGUGCUGGCGCUGUCGGGCCUGGCGUCGGCGCUGCUGGCCGCCCUGCACCUGCUGGUGGACGUGUUGGCUGUCUGGCGAGGCCGGCCCUUUCACUACGCCGGGCUGAACGCCAUCGUCCUGUACCUGGGUCACGAGCUGGUGGGCGGCCUGUUCCCGGUGUCGCUGCGCUCCGUGCUGCCGCCAGCCGGCACGCACGCCGCCGCGCUGCUCAACAGCCUCUGGGCCGCCCUCGUGUGGCUGCUGGUCGCCUGGCGCCUCUACAAACAUGGCCUCUUCAUUGCGCUGUGAGUGCAGCGAAUGAGCGCUUUCGGCUGCUGAAGACAGGCCGCGGCUGCAAUGGCCGCCUGUGGGCGGAGCGCUAUUGGCGGCGACUCUGAGCCGGCGCCGCAGCUCGGGCGCCACCUCCAUCAUGAGCCGCAGCUCGUACCAUACACCCGGCAACCGACAAGUGCGCUGUUAAGGGCUCUCUGUAGAUGUGUGUAAUACUGUGGGUUUAUCUAUCCGUACGCUGUAAAAAUGUUCUCUGAUUUCUUAGUUAGCCGGCCACUUUUCGCCAACAAGAUGCGAGUAGACUUGAAGUCUACAUACUCGCAUUUUGUUAGUGAAAAGUGAAGUCUACUCACAUUUUGUUAGUGAAAAGUCGAGUUUACUCAAUGUAAACUAAACAUUAUGUUUACUCAAUGCGAGUAAACAUAAUGCGAGUAGACUGAAGUCUACUCGAAUUUAAUGCAGUGAAAAGUGGGCGGAUAACUAGGAAAUUAGUAAACACUGUUUACAGUGUAGGAGGUAUGUCGAGCAUUGAAGGAGGACUGGCGUGGCCGCACGGCGGCUGCCGGCGCGGUGCGGUGCGUCGACUCGGGCAGCGGAGAUCAGACGCUGGCCGGCACUCCCACUGGCAGAGUCACCCUGUCGCGCAGGGUCCGUGCGGGCUCUCGGAGCACCUUGUGUUCCUGAUCGAAGCAUGCAGACCGUUUGUCUGUCUUGGGCUCCUACGUCGCUAGCGGACCCGCGCUGCUGUCAACUUGAGCUUUGCUUAUUCGCCGCCUCAGCGCUGGCACGCCGUGUCCGUUGUAUGCCGUAUCGGCCAUGUGCUGUGUCUGAGCCGAGCACGCCAGCACGGCGGGCUGGCCGGCACCGUACGUGCAUGUACAGGCGGGCCACCGGCGGCGGUGUGCGGCCGAUGAGUGGCUCUGGGCGCCAAGCUGGUCCGUCCCGCGGCCGGCACCACAUGCGUGCCAUUACUGUUUAGUAUUUACAGUGGAAAGUCCGCCGGCCGAUGUCGCCCUGUUACGCGGCUCGUGAUUGGACAGGUGUAUGGACGUUUAUAGCUGGGGAGGAUUGAGUGUAUGGACGCCGGUCCGUGCCGGUCCGACCAUUCACCGGUGCCAGAAGACAUGGGCUGUCCGAAGGGGGGAGGAGGCAUGGGCCCCUUUUGGUCAAGAAAGGUGCGGCCGUACUAUCUUUUGGCCCCACCAUUUGCAAACCGAACAAAAGUCUAAGAAGUGUUUUUUAUGUCUAAGUUGAUUAUACAUCUUUGCUUUGCCAUCAAAUAAAUUUAUAGACGGUCUCA